AUGGUCCAGGUGCAGCAUUCGGCUCCGCUGCUGCUUGCGCUGAUCGUGGGCUGCUCCGGCAUCUCUCUCCAUGUGAAGACGCCGGAAGCCAUCUCCGAGCCUGCGUGCGGCGAGCCAGAGCCAGGCGAGUGGUGCCGCAGCGCGGUGAUGUGGGCCCGGGACCACGGGGCCAAGUCGCGCCCCGAGCUCUUCCCAGGCGACCCUUCCCACUACAGCCUGCACGACUUCCAGGGGCUGCUGCACCGCCUCCGCGGGGCAGGCUGCCCUCAGCCUUGCCCUCGCGGGGGCCGGCUGGGGCCUGGGGCGCUGCUGCAGUUCAACGAGAGCGUAAACGACACUGAGUUCGACCAAGAGCUGAACGAGUACACCUGGGAGCCCAGGAAUGCCACCUCCCCGAUGCAGCUCGGCACCACGGGGCCCGACUGCGAGGAUGCCCAUACGGACUCCCGGUGCGCCCAUGCCAUCGACUGGCUGCGCGAUCGCGGCUUCGCGCGGCACCCUGAUUGGUACCCAGGCCUCUCCAGCAACUCUACCGCUGCAGAGAUUCAGGUUGCGCUGCAUAGCCUUGGAAAGUCCAACUGCUCCAGGCCGUGCGUCGGGGUCGCAAGCCAGCUGUUCUCCACGCAGAUCGGCGCAGCGGAGAGCUCCAACGAGAAGUUGGAGAAGAGCGCAGAGGUUGGCGACGAGGCCAUCAUUGGGGACGAGGACGGGAAGGCUUCGAGUUGCAGCGACACGCAGCAAGGCAUGUGGUGCUAUCGGGCCAUCGCGUGGCUGAAGUCGGAUGGCAUUGAGAGGCACCCUGAUUGGUACCCAGGCCUGACCAGCGACUCCUCCAUCCCAGCGUUUCAGAAAGCAAUGCAUCUGGCCGGCAAACCUGGCUGCCCGAUGCCUUGCGCAGAGGUCCCAGAGGAGAAAGACAACCGUCUGCGCGACUUCCUCAAAGCGAAGACUGAGGCCGAGCUGGAGACGGAGAACCGUUCGACGCCAGUGGAGGCCGAGCAGGAGACAGGGAACCAGACAGAGAACGAUACCCAUGAGCCUCCCGUGGAGCAUUUCGGCAGCGAGGAAGGCAACGACUGCCACGACGCCCUCGAGGGCGACCAGUGUUUCGUCGCGGUGAUGUGGGCGAUGGAGGAGGGCAUCGACAAGCACAGGGUCUGGUACCCCGGGCUCUCGGACGUUUCCAGCUUCAGGGAGGUGCAGGAGCACCUCUACCGGGCGAACCGCUCGUACUGCCCGAGGCCGUGCUCGGGGCCCCUGAGGGUUGUGGAGCGCAAGGCCAAGGAGGAGGAGGAGAUGACGCCCUUCAGAACGGUGGAGGAGAUAACGCCCUCCGCGCCCGCGGACGACGAGGCCGAGGGCGACGACGACACCUCCACGGAGUGA
This is a messenger RNA of Prorocentrum cordatum, 1386 nucleotides long. The record is from the annotation of a GenBank genome assembly. Lineage: Eukaryota; Dinophyceae; Prorocentrales; Prorocentraceae.